AUGCUGCCCUCACAGCACACAGUGACGGGAAGUCGUUCGCCUCAGCCGCCAGAGAACACGCCCGUGGAUGCUAAAAUCCCAUUAUUUUGCAAGCCUCCAGGGCUGAAUAUUACAGCACUAAACAUUCAGAAGCUGCACGCGAGCGAUGCCCUCACGCUGCCUUCGCCUGCCCUUCAAAAUGCGUUGCUCGAGGCCUACGUCGGCCUGGUCCAUCCCAUGCUACCCAUCCUCGACCUCUCCAAUUUUCUAAACGCCGUGACUCGUGGCGACGGCAGUGCAGGCCAAGUCAGCUUGAUGGUGUACCAGGCCGUGAUGCUUGCCGCGUGCCCCUUUGUCGACUCUCGAAAACUGGAAGCUGAGGGAUUUGAGGACAACCGAGCCGCGCUAAAUGUGUAUUUUCAACGAGCCAAAGCGCUGUACGACCUGAAUUACGAGUCUGAUGCUCUGGCCAUUGUUCAGACCACGCUCCUCAUGACAUACUCGUUCGAGGCGCGACACAACACGACCAACUCCUGGCACUGGAGCGGCAUCGCCAUCUCAUACGCCUACAAUAUAGGCUUGCAUAUCGACCCCGAGACCUUCGGCUUUGAGCCUAGUCUCCGCAAGCUCAGGCGGAGGCUCUGGUGGGCGUGCUUCAUGCAGGAUCAGAUGGUUGGGCUCGCGACUCGCCAACCGCCGCGAAUCAGAAAGGACGACUUCAGUACGAAGAUGCUCCAAGACAGAGACUUUGAUGUCUUUACAGACCCUCAGGGACAACUGGCAGCGUGGUUCCCCUGUCUCUUGACAGCAGGUCAGCAACAGGAAUUGGCGCUUCUCUGCAUCGAAAAGACGAAACUUUGCGUGAUCAUCAGCAAGAUUUUCCACGAUCACUAUACGGCGCAAUACAAAGACAAAGAAUCUCGCAAAUCGUCCGACCUGCGCGCAUUGCUGCUCUAUCCCAAACCCGCAGGCACUUGGAAGCCGAAUGCCUCCGUCCUCGAUGAUGAAUUGAUGGCCUGGAACACCGCGCUUCCUCAAGUUGUUCAGCAAUCGCCGGCGUUGAACCAAACCAAUAAGGCACCUGAAUCCUUUUCAAUUAUAGAUGUGCAUUGCUAUGCACUAUGUUUGAUAUACCGUGCUGUGACUCUGACCCUGCAUCGGCCAGAGGCUCAGGAAGCAUCGGCCAUCCAAGAUCGAUGGUAUCCCCUGAUGCGCACUCGCACCGCUGCGAAAGAGAUCACCCGGAUGCUUGCGGAACUGCAAAGCUACGGCAGGGUCAGAUCUCUCCCCGUGGUUUGCAUCGUCGCCGCGAUUCCUGCAGCCGUCAUCCACAUCUGCGACAUGAAGGACACCAUGCCUAACAUCAACUCAUCAGCUGCGACACGGUAUUGGAAAUGCGUGGGCGUCUUAGAGGAUCUACGGACCGUUUAUAACGCCGCACCGUUCGCCAUCGAGUUUUUGAAUGCUGCAUACAUCAAAGUGACGGGGGACACAUUACUCACAUCGAAAUACUUGAUGCUGGAAGAAACCAUAUCUGACUCCCCGGCUGACUACCAACGAGACCUUCUGACCCCUGUGCCGAGUAACCUUCUGGAGACGUGGUAUGAUGCGAAUGCUGGACCUAUGGGGUCGGAGGACGGAGACCUGGUGAUAUCGGUAUUAUCUGAUGGCAACAACGGGGAGCUCUUUGGGCUCUCCCCUGCGGACGGUAGUCUGCAAUUUCCGCCAUACACGGGAUGA
This is a messenger RNA of Clonostachys rhizophaga, 1719 nucleotides long. NCBI's taxonomy places the organism in Eukaryota, Fungi, Ascomycota, Sordariomycetes, Hypocreales, Bionectriaceae. The record is from the annotation of a GenBank genome assembly.